Cryptomeria japonica (Japanese cedar) is the source of this 1179-nucleotide messenger RNA. RefSeq lists its product as uncharacterized. Lineage: Eukaryota; Viridiplantae; Streptophyta; Pinopsida; Cupressales; Cupressaceae. The transcript has 4 exons. The coding region runs from base 1 to 1179 and encodes 392 amino acids. The record is from RefSeq and is a predicted model, not a curated record.
AUGGAGGCAGUUAAGCCCCAGAAGAUUUGGAUAGAGGAAAUAGGAUAUGAGGUAUAUGCACAUAUUCUUGAUGCAUAUGCAAAAAUGCUAAUUGAUGUAGAAAUUGAUGAGGUAAAGAAACCCUGUGGAACGGCACAACUGAAGACUCUUGAGAAAGAAAAUCCUAAAAGGACCUAUGUUGCAGUAUCUCUGGUGGCUUCAGAAACCGAUUAUGAAGAAGAAUCCAGAAAGGAAAAGAAGAAGGGUGAAUUUGUCAGAGUAGUGAGGAAGCCGCAAUCCAGUGGAGCCCAACAAAGCAAGAAGGUAAAAUCUGAUCCUGCUCCUACCGGAAGAUCCAAAAGAGGUAGACAGGUCAAAAGUCAACUUGAAAAAGACCUUGAGUCUAGUGAAAUACAAGGUAAGUACAUAAUUAUUCCUCCAAUGUCAACAAAUCAACUAAUUGAUGAAAUAAUUGUAGAUGAAAACUUAAAGAAUAUUGGAGCUUGUUAUGAGAAUUCAGAUGAGGGUGAUCAAAGAAAGAUUGAAGAAGCAGUUCUAUUAUAUUUACACAACUUUAGAAAAAUAUUAAUUGAAUUGGAGAAGACCAUUCCAAAAUAUUUGUACAACCUUAUAAAUGCAAGAAGAAUGACUGCAAUUAAGAUUCACAGGGAGAUGAAGGAGAGAGAACUAGUAAAUCCGGAAGAGAAGCAAGGUGUUUCUAGAAGUCAAAAGAAUGAAACUCAGACUAAGGAUCAUACAGAAGACCAAGGUAACACUACUCUAGAUGCUGAGAUAGGUGAUUCUUUUCCAGUGGUGGACAACCCUGCAACCCCUAAGAUCCAACAGGUUGAUACUGCACCAAGUGGCAACACUGGUGCAAAAGAUAAAGGAGAUGAGUUAGAAAAGAAGGAUGUUGAGAAUGCAAAGGCCAAGGUUUCUGAGGUUGAUAAAGGUAAAGGUAAAGAAUAUGAGGGAAAGGAUAAGACUAAUAACCCUCUAGUUGAUGCAGCUAACCCUCUGAUCCUUGAAAAUGAAUCAGACACAAAGAAGGAUGCAAAAGUGGAACAAGUGGAAGUCAAGGUUGAGAUUGAAGCUAAGGCAAGAGAUAUUGAUAAGUCAAUGAAGGGAAAACAGAUCCAUAUAGAGGAUCCAGAAUUCACUCAAGGCCCCAUCAACCUAGCUUCUUUGCCCCCUAUCUAG